Emericellopsis atlantica is the source of this 3284-nucleotide messenger RNA. RefSeq lists its product as uncharacterized. NCBI's taxonomy places the organism in Eukaryota, Fungi, Ascomycota, Sordariomycetes, Hypocreales, Bionectriaceae. The coding region runs from base 333 to 3284 and encodes 983 amino acids. The transcript has 5 exons. The record is from RefSeq and is a predicted model, not a curated record.
UUCACCCCUCUGGCAACACAUGUACGCAGUGUUCGAUCCAGGCUUCGCCAGCGAGCGGUCUGCUGUUCUAUACCUCCCAACGAAGACUCCUGCCCCUUAUUAACGUCUGCAACCUCCACGUGCAUGCACAGCAAUCAGCUCCACAUCGCUCAUUUACCAUGGUGGGUCCCCGUCGGGACGCCAUAAUCGCAACGCGACGCGUCUUCGAAGAUCUCCGGGAAAUUGGUCGAGAUGGCAUCUGACUUUGACCUCAACCCUCCUAGACAUUAUAUGACCCGUGAAUCACUACGUUAACGUGACUGCUUCGGCAGCCGAGUAGACCCCGACUCACAAUGGCUACCAAAAUCGAGUCGAAAUCAUCGCCCCAUGCAGCCACGCCUGCAGCGCCGUUCAAUGUAAGGAGAGCGCUGCUCGACGCUUUCGACGGCAUCACAGCCCCGGGCUCCUUUGCUGGCUCCGCACGCAUCACCGAUACGCCGCCUGUGGACGUCCAUGUUCAUGGUGUCGGGCCCAUCUCUAUGCCCUUGACCGAGGACAAGGCGCGACAGAUCAUCAGCGUCUGCCAUCAGGCGCCGUACGGGAAAGGAAGUGAGACACUCGUGGAUACGGCCGUCCGGAACACAUGGGAGUUGGACCCGACACAGUUCGAGUUGAAGCACCCAUCAUGGCCUGGUUUCCUGUCCAAAAUCUUGGUCGAAGUUGGCAAAAUACUCGGUAUCAACCAGCCCAUCAAGGCAGAGCUGUACAAGAUGCUUAUCUACAGCCAGGGGGCCAUGUUCAAGCCACAUACCGAUACUGAGAAAAUCCCCGGCAUGUUCGGGACGCUGAUCGUCAGCCUGCCCUCCCCGCACACCGGAGGCGAAGUCAUCGUCAAGCACGGCGGCAAGGAGUACUCCUACAAGACGUCGGAGAUGGCACAGUCAUUAAUCACUUGGUACUCGGAUGUCAUUCACGAGGUGCGCCCUGUCACGUCCGGCCAUCGUUGGGUCCUGACGUACAAUCUCGCUCUCGCUGAAGAACCCAGCUCCGAGACACCGCUCCCCUCCGCUGGCCUCAUCCAGGAUGGAAUUGCGCCGGCGGCCCAACGACUGCGCGAGACGAUUACGCGCUGGCUUGACGCCACACAAACGCCCGGUACAUAUACCACGUCCUUGACCACGAUUACACCGAGGCCCAGUGCCUGUGAAGACCUCCCCGUCGAUCUGUUCCUGGCCUUGCUAGAGAAGGAAGAGCUGGGCAGCGUUGAAUUCCAUGGUCACGACCGUCGCCGUCGCAGGUAUUACGAUGACGAGCCCGAGGAACUGGACGAUGGAGCCGGCCCGCACAAACUUCAAGAUAUUUUCGACACGCAAUAUCGCGUCAAGUCACUGUUCGAUUUCGACGGAACGCUAGUAUCCGAGCGUCUUGGUCUCAGCAACAACGACCUCACCACGCCGGACAUAUGGUAUGACGUGCAUGACUGUGAGGAGGCCUACGAGGGCUACAUGGGCAACUCUGGGCCGUCCGCAAUACACUGGUACCGCAUCUCGGCUAUAGCCAUCGUUCCUCGGGACUCAUUAGUGGCUUACUUUCUGAAUUAUGAUCUUUGUAGAGACGACGCACGGAACAUGAACCUUCGCAUUGGGUACUUUGCCCGCAGCGUGCUUCGAGGCGGAGCGAGCGCGUCAACCUUGGACGCAUUGAUGGAUUUCUGCUACGAUGCUUGGAGCCGCGCGCCUGCGCUGAGCCGCUCGUACAUGAUGCCACAGCUCACGCAGCUAGACGGCGAUGUCAUCAGCACCGUCUUCAAGGUUGCUCUUCAACAUGACCGCCGCUCGUUCUUUCUGAGCGCUGUGGACAGCGUGAAAGGGGACCUGGCACCUGAGUUCUUCGACUGGGUCCGCCAGUGGUUAGGCACCGGGAACGAUGCCUCCUCACGAUUCGAGCAUAUCACAAUGGAACUGAAAACGAUGAUUGAGUCUUAUCCACGUUUUGCGUCCCGCCAUGCCGCCAUCACGAAGCUGGUGGGAGACCCGACAGUAGCACCCCCUGCUAUCCUCGCCUGGGCGAGAGAAACACUCGCCAUGUUCAUCUACAAAGCCUGGACCAGUCCCGACGGUGUCCCCGUGGAUGCAAACGACGGCAAGGCCGUGGCAGACUCCAUCUCCAUGUUCGAGAACCCGCCCGAAGUGCUGACCGCCAAGAUGAAACGAUUCGCCAUGCCGACAGCUCGGAUUAUGGCAUUCGUCCUUACCUUCAUGGCCCGCCUGAACGAGCUGCGUGUGGCCGGCACACUGCCCGAGGCUGAGAGCGUUGAGCUGUACGCCAAGCUCGCUGACCGCAUGGUCAAUCAAUCCGACACAUUCACAGCAUUGAAAUCUAGGCGCCAGGCUACGACCAAGCAAAUAGGCAUGGACACCAUCAUCGACCCGGAAGACAUGGCGCGCCUCUUCUCAGGGGCUGUGGCGGCUAGCAAAUUCAACUGGUCUCGCCACGUUGCCUCUUCCAUUGUCGCCAAGAUCACGCGCGAGGCGCCCUUUUACCCCCCUAUCGAGCUCUACGGUCUCUGGAUCCCCAUGUUGGCGUUGCUACCACCGAUUCUUCAGGCGGAGGGCAUACCCGCGAAAGACCCGCCUUAUCAGCAGCUCUACCAGACUCUAAUGGUCGCCGCCGCGGACAGAUUCGACGGUCAACCACCAACAACCUCCAACGACUUGCGUCGGCCCGCGGUGAAUUGCAGUUGCCCUGAUUGCCACCAUCUCAACGCCUUUUUGGCGAGUCCGACACGCGAGACUGGAAAAUUCCCCAUGAAUAAGAAUCGGCGGGCCCACGUCCACCAGCAGCUAGACCGUGCUCGCAUCGACUGCACCCAUGUCAUGGAGAGAUUUGGCACCCCUCAGACCCUCGUUGUCCAGAAGACUUCCAGGCAUCAUGCCGAGAACCACAAGAUUUGGGUCCAGAAAAUCGGGAUGUUGGCCAGACUCUUUGACAGGAUUCAGACAGCGACGUGUCUACGGGAUAUCUUGCUCGACCAAUACGACGACAUCGCCAAGAUGCAUAGAUUGGUCAGUAAACAUAUCAAGUCAAGCCACCAGCCGCCUCCCGCGACGCCUGGGUCAGCAGGCCCGAGCAGUGCUGCGAAUCCAGCGCCAAUGCCAUCGGGGAGCAGGACGGCCCAGCCCAUGACCCCAAGCAGACCGGCGACCGUCAACUAUACCACGCCAGCGGGGAGUCAGAUCGCCGGGACGAAGAGGAAGAUGCACCCGACGACCGAGGACGAGGUUGUUGAUCUGCUAAACGAUUAG